GCAUGCGUGGCGAGUGCGGCCCGCGAGCUGGGCAUGUUUACGUUUAGAGUUUAACGGCCACGACUUCGGCCCGUUGCCGGUGGUCGCCGUUCCCCACCCCCAACCCCGCCGGCCUUCCAAAUCGAAGCCAGGCGGUUGAUGAGUGAGCAGUUCGGCAAUGAAUGGCACCGCACAGCCGGCGCUGGGCAAGGAGGAACAUGUGCUGAAAUUGGGCGAGAGCUUCGAGAAACGGCCUAAAAGCUCGUUCCACACCAUCCGCUAUGAUUUUAAACCAGCAUCCAUUGACACCUCUUGUGAGGGUGAGCUACAAGUUGGAAAAGGUGACCAAGUUACCAUAACUUUGCCACACAUCCCGGGCUCCACUCCACCAAUGACUGUGUUCAAAGGUAAUAAAAGGCCGUAUCAGAAGGAUUGUGUACUUAUCAUUAACCAUGACACUGGAGAGUUUGUGCUUGAAAAGCUCAGUAGCAGUAUACAGGUGAAGAAGACUAGAGCUGAAGGAAGCAGUAAAAUCCAGGCUCAAUUGGAAUCACAGGCAGUGAGAAGAUCUCAGCCUUCAUCGCAGUUUAGAGCCCCAAAUAAGCCAUGUACUGGACCAAAAACAUCUCCCUCAAAGGACAAUCCAUCACCUGAACCACAACUUGAUGACAUAAAAAGAGAACUAAGAGCUGAAGUUGAUAUAAUCGAACAGAUGAGUAGCAGCAGUAGUUCCUCAGAAUCUGGAAGCUCAUCUGGCAGUGAUGACAGCUCUAGUAGUGAUGUGGAAAAUGAAGCUCGCCCAUCUACACUGCCACAGCUACAAACACAUCAACAAUCCCAUUCCCAAUCUCAUCAGCAACAGCAGCCACAGAAUUACGGUAACAGAAUUGCUUCUACAAAUGGUACCAGCAGACCAGGAAGCAAUCAGCUUAUGACCACACUGAGAAAUGACUUACAAUUGAGUGAAUCUGGGAGUGACAGUGAUGAUUAAGGACUAAGGAAAAUAGACCACCUACCUCCGUACUGAUCGAACAGGAGAAAUGUGCUGAUGCAUUAUUCAAUUUUGUGUAAAACAUUUAUUAUGUGUGUCCUUACUGCAGUUUUAAUAUGGGGUGAUAAAUGCAGUAUAUUUUCAAAAAAUGUAUUUAAUUGCUUUUUAAAAGUUAAGUUAGAGAGACAUUAGUUUUACUUGUAUAUUUUGUCAAAUAUUCUAAUUAAUUUUCUGAAGACUUGUUUAUCUUUUAAAUGAACUAAAUGGUAAACUUGCAUAUUCAAAACUACCAAACAGAGAUGGACUUUAAUGCUAAAUCAUGCAACAAGGGCGAUGUCCACCCUAACGUAAUGUUUAAUUAUACAAUAAGUUUAUACGAGUAUAUCAUACCAGAUGUCACGCAGUGUAGAAAUCCAUUGGCAGAGUCACUGUCUACAAGUACCAAGAUGGAUGGGAAGUUCAUGAUGUUUAAUGGUGGGAACCAAUAGUGGAUUAAAAAUAGUAAUUUAAGAACCACAAAUGGGCAUUGACAACUCUUGAAAUUAACAGCAACAUUAUUUCCUAAAUCUUUGAAUUUUGCUGGUGAAAUAAAUUGCUAGACUAGGGUUUAAUUUUCAAAAGCAAAACAUUUUGUAUCAUAAAAAUUAUUUGCUUGUACUUCUUGAGCAGCAUAACCAUCUUUUUCUUUAAUGAAAGAAUUUGUGUGAAACUGGAUAUUCUGACUGAUCUCCCAUAUUGCAGUUUUAGCAGUUCGAUGCACAACUGGAAUUUGUUGACCUAUUCAAUUGGGAAAAAAAAUGUUUUAAGCUACGGUUAUUUUUUUAAAUAUGUAUUUACUCCAUGAUGCCCUUCAACUUUGUAUCUAUGAAAUAUAAAAAGAAGCUUUACUACUUAAGCCUGAUCCUAUUCUCUCUUUCUGGUCACAAAAAUUGUCUAUCAUGGCUUGAGUGAGUGGGCUGGUGAUUCCCCUCCCAGAGCUUCAUCACUAAUUUUGCAGUUUAAAUGCUCCAUCUACUUUUGUGAGAUUUCUCUCUGUUGUUCUCUGCAGCUUAAGUUCAGGACCUGAGUAUCUGUGGUUAAUGAUUUGUAUUUUCAUGUGACUGAAAGAUCAUUCAAAAUUUCCAGUUGAAACAGAAAUAUAGUAUCAAUCUGCCAUUGCAUCAAUUUUCAAUGGUUUUCAAAUUCUAACAGUUGAAUCCUUUGAAUAAAAAGAGAUUCUUGUAUCCAACAAGAUGUUAGUAAAUUUGGAAGCUGUUUUAUGUGCUCUGACAAGAUUGGGUGUGUAGUACCGUAAACAUACUAAAUGCUUCAGUUCACCAAACCAGAAAGCUUUGAAUUAAAUGUGAAAUGAUAGUAGAUACAUUAAGAAUUUGUUAUAUCCUGCUAAAUAAUAAAUGGAGAAGUGAUUAACUGAAACCACCUGAUUUCUCCAUAACAUUAGAUAGGUUGGAAGUAGAAUUUUUUUUCUCCACUCACUGUUUUGUUUAUUUUUUCUCAUUAAAAUAUUCCAUUUAGUGACUAUUUUAAGGCCAUUUGUGUUAUAGCCUACUCUACAGUUCUUCUAUCCUUUGUCUUUGUAUGUUUCCUUCAAUUACAGUUUUCUAUAAGAAGCAAAUUCAACUUCUACAUUCUAAAAAUAAAUCUGAGAACCUUAAUUUAUAACUUCUCAAGGCUAACUAGACAGGGCUACCUGAGAAAUCUGAUUAUCUUGUAUAUUUGUAGUUCUGAUAAUAUAAACGUACCAGUAUUGUCACAGACCGAUAAAUUUAAACAUUUGACCAUAUUAAUCCCCAGUUUGCUAAUGUCUAGCAUGCUAUAGGAUUAUUCCAAUUUAACACACAUAUUCUUAAUUAUUUUCUGUUGUUUUCAUGCAAGUGAGCUUAGUAAAGCAGCUUGAUUCUUCUGUGUUGUUCUUUAGUUACUUAAGUCUGGUAUCUAAAGUACUGUAUUCUCACAAUCCAAAUCUGUCAUAUUAAAUAUGUUUUUGGUUUUGCCUAACAGGUAGAGACUUGAAUGAAAAGUGAGAAAUUACUUUUGUAGAUUUGAAAUUUUAAUGUUAUAGUGCUUCAGCAUAAAUGUUAUGUUGAUCAAAUCUUGCAGCUCAUGGAUCCAGGUUGGGCAGGAAAGAAACUCCUGUUCACCAGCUUUCUUUAUUUAAAGCAACUUCACGCUUUAAAUACAUAUAAAGAAAUGUUCAUAUAAUGUCUUUCAAAUAAUUUUUGAAACACUAUCUGGCCUAAUGCGGUGUCAAGUGUCCUAUUACUUGGCCUACUAUUAACAUAUAUACUGGAUUUGCUUUCUAGAGUAAGAUUGACUUUAAUGUUUAUUGUGCAAUUUUACACUACUUGUAAAUUGUGACUUGUGCUUUUUAUCCCCAUCUUUCUAAGUUGAUGGAAAA
Messenger RNA from Mobula hypostoma (lesser devil ray), 3368 nucleotides. RefSeq names its product ELL associated factor 1 (gene eaf1). Gene Ontology annotation, molecular function: transcription elongation factor activity. The transcript has 6 exons. Gene Ontology annotation, biological process: transcription elongation by RNA polymerase II; regulation of DNA-templated transcription. Lineage: Eukaryota; Metazoa; Chordata; Chondrichthyes; Myliobatiformes; Myliobatidae. The record is from RefSeq and is a predicted model, not a curated record. Gene Ontology annotation, cellular component: super elongation complex. Bases 158 to 970 code for a protein of 270 amino acids.